Coregonus clupeaformis (lake whitefish) is the source of this 3697-nucleotide messenger RNA. RefSeq names its product myoD family inhibitor domain-containing protein. The transcript is spliced from 5 exons. Bases 360 to 1139 code for a protein of 259 amino acids. Lineage: Eukaryota; Metazoa; Chordata; Actinopteri; Salmoniformes; Salmonidae. The record is from RefSeq and is a predicted model, not a curated record.
CGGAGCGUGCGCGAGUGGCUUUCGGAAUCCGGAUAUGAUGAAAAUGUUUUAGAUCAAACUUUCUUCAAGCGAACCAGCAGAACGUCGAGGACAUUAGGAGUAAUAUUACAACCUUUCCCGCACGAAUAGCGUGAUAAACGGAAUAAAGCGAAUCAUUGUAAACGUAUUGAUAACUUUGGAUAAAUUGUAUUUUACAACUAGCGCGGAAUUUUCCAACGAGAAGGCGUUUCACUAUGGAGGAGGGAUGAAAAUAAGUCAAACUUGAGGGAGGGAGUUGUCAUGUUUGUAAGGGUUGAGGGCUAAGGAGGAAAAGGAGGGUCUUCUUUAUCUGUCGUGUAUCUAUUCAAGAGGACUGUCUCAUGUCCACGAAGACAGUCUUACCUCCGGAAGGGCCUGCUGGGCCAGGGAAGAACCUUCAACAGGAGACAAGUCCUCUUCUCCCAAACUCUCAUGAUGCUUGUGACAGUAACAAAUCAUCUGAAACUACAAACCCAUCCAGAACAUCGUGUCCCAGAGGCACGUCCGCUGAAGGACAAAGUCACGUGAUGGGGGAAAACCCUACCUAUUGUGACCCUGUUCGAACUCAACCUCAGCCGCUGCCCCAGCCAACCACGUCUGCGCAGGGAGAGCCCGACGAGGGAGGAGAAGAUGCUGCUUCUGCCAAGAGUCAAAAUGGCCACCAAUCCUCCACCGGCCUGAGUAACGGCGAUGGAAUCCGCCGGAAAUGUUCCUGUGGGGCGGAGCAGCACAGGAAGCAACACCCGUCGCCCGGCAUCUCCCAGAAGAUGCAGAGCCAGCUUCGUUCCAGCCUGUCGGUCAACAGCGACAGCAGCAGACGGAGUAAGGGAAGCUCCACCGGAUCCCAGAAGCCUGGGACGCUACCAGAGGACUGCUGUGUCCACUGCAUCCUGGCCUGUCUGUUCUGUGAGUUCCUGACCCUGUGCAACAUGGUGGUGGCCCAGGCUAGCUGUGGCACUUGUACCUCGGAGGCCUGCUGCUGCUGCUGUGCUGAGGACAUGGGAGACGACUGCAACUGCCCCUGCGACGACAUGGACUGUGGCAUCAUGGACGCCUGCUGCGAGUCCUCCGACUGCCUGGAGAUCUGCAUGGAGUGCUGCGGCAUCUGCUUCCCCACAUAGGAAGGACCAUGAUGGGGGAUGGGAUUGAGAAUUAUGGCCGUAGUGCUACUGCUACCUGUACUUUACACUCCAGCAGAGAGGGAGGGAGAGAGGAAGUGUGUGUGGGCUAAUGGGGUGUGUGUGUUCGCAUGUGUGUGUGUGUGUGUGUGUGUGUGUGUGUGUACAAGUGCUUGUGUGUGCCUUCGAUAUAAGCCCACACAGAGAGAUGUAUUCAUCUACACUGGGCCUCUCUGCCAAGCAGGGGCCAAAAAUAGUUUAUAAAUGCUUUUGUUACGUACCACAAGUAUAAACAUGUAACAUGAACAUUUAAUUUACCUAAGUGUGUGUUUAAUGUUGACAAAUAUGUUAAUCAGCGCUUUAAAAAGUAUUACCUUAGAUGCCUUAUUGAAUAGGAAGAUCAUCUCUAUCACUUCAGGAAUACUGUCCGACUGACAUCUUUGCCUUGAAAGUUUUCUUCUUUUUCACUACCAAAAUGUCAAUUCCUGACACUAAACCAAAGGAAUACAUGUUUUACCUUCAUAUUUAGCAGCCUUUUAGUGGUUUUAGUCAGUACUGACACUGUAAUAACUUUAUGUGAUGUUUCUGGGAUGUGUUUUUCCUAUUCAUAUUAAUACACUUUAAAUUAGAGGCCUACAAGACACACAUUCAUGAACAAUGUGCAACAACAGAUCAGAACAGCCGUAGUUAUAGUCCAUAUCUACUGUAGUUUGCAAAAUGAUACGUAUUGAAAAGCUUCAUGUAAAGAAAGAUUGAAGAUCAGCACUAAAUCAGGUAGAUUAGUGUAUACCUUUUCUGUUAACAAUGUAUUUAAUCCAGAUAUCAGUUUUUGUUCUGUACCAUUUUAAAUUGUGUAAAUAAUGUACGUGCUUUGUAGGACACAUUUUAGUUGUCUUUUGGAUUCAAGUGUGCUUGAGUUACUUACAAAACUGCACAAAUGGAGCUCCAUUACGUAUAACCAAUGCUAAUCUCGUACACCCAGAACUAAAGUCUCUGUUGCUUGUUAGUUGUCGCAUCCCAGAGUUUUUUGACAGAUGUUACGAUACCAUUUAUGCUACGUAGUCUGUCCACGAGAGAUUAAACUUCUGCUAAUACCAAAAUAUCUACCUGUAUCAACAAAUCUCUUUGAGAAGGGUUGAUGGAUGACAGGCAUGGUUAACUAUAGGGUUAACAUGGAGUUAAAGAACAUGUGAGUUGUCAGGCUUUGGAGUAUGCUGCCAUUGCUGUUAUUAGAUCAGAGGAGAUUUUGAGUUAGGCCUUCCGUCAGCAGUUCACUCCAGAUAUGAGUAGUAUUAUUCUUGUCAGAUUGUUCCUGAUUUUUGGCCUGAUAUAACUAAUGAUUAAUGAACAUUUGAGUUAUACUGUAGCGUGCGCCCUCACGCAAUGUUAAAGCCAUGUUGUUGGAAAUAAUGGUUUUAGUCUAUCCUAAAGACUCACCAUGGUUUUCACCUGUCAGUCUUUCAAGCCCUGAAUUUACUGGAUAUACAUUGGAAAUACUGGCUUCCUGGAAUAUACAAGGGAUAAGAAAUGUGUCCGACUGGUGAAUUGCACAACAUUUUCUCAUUGUAGAAAACAAAAUGUUAUGACAAUCAUGUUUUUAUAUUGUUGACAAUCAAUUAUUUUCUCAGUCUUACACUCACUUUGAUUACAUACUGUACGGUACGACUGUUACUUCUGUGAUGUUAUUUAGCAUGUAUUUGGGAUACUGCCUCAGUAUUACUUGUUGAAAUGCACUCUUUAGAAACAGAAAGUGAUAAGGAAUUAAAACAUGGCUGACCCUGUUUGCCAUAAGCGGCUUUUGGAUUACAAGUGCAUGACUCGCAACACAAUAAGGAAAUAUUCUGGGCUGUCAGAUUCAGAGGAGAAGAGAAUCGUAAACUAAGGCACAACAUUUUUUUCAGCAGAUUAUUUUUUUCUCUUCUUAAUUCUGUGUAUCAAGUUGAGUUUGUGGUGAAUCAUUUUCUCAGUCUCGAAGAAGAGAUUUGCUUUGAUGUUGUUUUAGUGAUACUUAACACAGGGACUCAUUAGUGUGUUGCUUUUCUAAAUGGGAAUGUUCCUUCACUUCACACCAUCAAAGAUAAUGCGCUGUCAAAUCUUAGGCCUACUUCUCUAAUGGUGUAUUGUUAUUAUGUUUAAAGGAGUUGGAAGGACUCCUCCGCAGACCUCUUUUAACAUUUGUAUGAUUAACUAACACGCUCUUUCUCUGGAUAUUUUAUUCUGGAUAUACAGUCCUAUUAACAGGAACAACACUAGAUAAUGUGAAGACUUCUUCUCCAAGCAUAGUAUUUACAUGUUUAUCUUUUUUCUCAAACUGUAGUAUGUUUUUAUAUUCUGUCCACUACUUGAUCUGUAUAUGAUAUACUGUACCGUCUUCACCUUUUCCAUCUUCUAUAACAUUUUACAUUUUAUAUUUUAGUCAGUUAGCAGACGCUCUUAUCUAGAGCAACUUUCACUGCUAUAAGACCUCUUUUCACUGCAUUUAGCAUACAACACACUUUGUAGGUUGUUAUACAUUAAUUCAGAAUCAUGUUUGAAAUAAUAAAAAAAGAUUACAAUAAGUA